UUGUACCCAUUAAAAGUGAGAAAAUAUACGAGUAGUAAGAUUAAAUCAAAUCAGACCUUCAAAUACAAUACCCAUUGAAGCGCACUCCACAUUCUUCACUGAGGUGGCUUCUGAUAUUUAUAUCUUCCAUUGAAGUAGCUUCUGAGGUGCGCUUGAUUUAUUUUGAAAGGAAAUGGAAGAAAAUAGGAUGCAUUCAUGUUCUGAGGGGAAAGAAGUUAUCUUAGCAGAAUUUAUGCAUGGAGGAUGGCAGUCUGAAUUUUAUGUGAUGGACUUGAAAGCAGAGAAAAUUCGAAAAACUCCUAUUGCCACACUGUUGAACGAAAUUGGAUUAGGUAGUGCAGUCCGUUUGGGACCUUUGAUCUAUAAUUUUGGUGGUGAUACCAAAGCAGAUUAUGAUUUUUUCCGUGGCUCAGACCACCACAUCCACCUGGGUGCAUCUGCUUUAUUCUUGACCAAAUCACAUGCACUUUCACUGCUUAAUCAGUGCGACGAUGAGGAUGAGUGUGAUCCUUCUGGAUCAAAGUCCGAGUCCAUUAGAUGGAUGAGUGCCCCUGUCAUGAAGCACCGCCGGAUGGCUCUGUCUUGCGCUUCUCUUGGGGUAAAAUAUAUGCUUUGGGAGGUUCAGAGACAGAGUUGUGUAUCGGCGAGGAGUUUACUCCUGAUGCUGGGGAGUGGAAGCCCUUGCCCCAACCACCUACUGAUCUUCCUGUGGAGCGUUUCUGCGUCUCUUCUCCUGUGAUUCCUGAUGAAAACAAUCAACGUCUUCUCGUGCAUUUCGAUAAUGCUCGUGCUCUUUAUGCUUAUUACCCUGCCACUGAAACAUGGGAUUGCCUUGCUCAUAAUUUCUUUACCUGGUGGCCUGCUAGAGCUUUAGCUGAUGGUGUCCUGUAUUCCCAUACCGGGAAUGGGACUAUGCUGUCGCGUGACUGCAUUACUGCCUAUGAUAUAUUGACCAAGUCAUGGUUGAAAGUUGUGUAUUCUGCUUAUUUUCCUGUCAAUAUUUGUGUCUUUGAGUUCACAGACAUGCUUCAUUUGGGCAAGGAUAUGUUUUGCUUGGCCACUGCCUAGUGCCUACCCCUUUUCUGUGGAAGGUAAGGCUUCCAAAGGUAAGGCUUUCAGAGUUAAGGGCACUACUCCUACUGAGGUGCUUGUCACUCCUGUUGCUGUCAACUGCUUUUCCUUGAAAACGCACAUGGAGCCUAUCCGUUUCUUAGUGCUUUAGGUAAUUCUUACUUAUACCACAUUUUGUUUUAGCUCUAAAGGUUGAUCAAUUAAGUGUUACCAUUCUUUGUAGAGUCUUGUUUUAAUAUGGUUUCAACAAGUAUAAACUACUGUUAGGUGUAGCUCCAUUAGACGCAUGCAAAAUAGUUCCAACCCACUUCACUUAAAAUUUAGCUUCACAGGCUGUGGACUCAAAACCAAACCCGACAUAAUCCAAACCCUUAAAAACAUGAAUGCACAUCUCUAAAUUUAAUGAUGAUUGUGGUAGUAAUAGUGUUACCUGUGAUCAACUUCUUUUGGUUGGAUAUGUAAAAAUACAACCCAUCCUUUUUAUAAUAAAGUAAAUGUUAUUGUAUGCAGGGCUUGGGUUGCUGAAAUAUCUAUAUAUAUCCGAGGGCUGUCGUCUUGGCUGUUCUUUACCUUUGCCUCUGAGCUAUAAUAUGCAUUGCCAUAGUAAUGCAACCCCUGGUUGUUUCUGUAAGCGGCUUAGUUAUCCCUGUUUGAUAUACUAUUAAUUUAUUAUAGUGUAUUUAUUUAAGGACUUCAGAUCUCUGUUUGAUAUACUAUUAAUUAAUUAAUGUGUUUUUAUUUAAAGACUUCAGAGUACACCAAAGCUUAGUUAAUUCUUUUUGCCUCUAUUCUUGUUUCUUUUUAUCCUCUAUUAAUGUUGAAUGGGUUUAUCAUACCAUAGGUUGUAAGUCUUGUAACACCAUAGGUUGUUACUUAUUAGGUACUCCCCUUAUCCCUUUUUUUUGCCUCAUUGUCAAUAUUUGGGCCAAUAUUAAAAACAACAAUAUCAUACGUGCUACUUUAUUCCAAUAUCAACCACAAACUACCAAAUCAUCCUUGUUCUCCAUUUUCACACACAAGAAGAAUCGAUGCACUGUCAUGAACAAGUGAACAACAACACUGCACCACCCAUGGUACUUUUACUAGCCGUUACAAAAAGUGGUAGCUUUGUGGUGGUGAUUUGUGACAGAGUGAAGUUUGGGAGGAGUUUAGGGUUCCCGGCAAUGGUGGAGAAAUUGCAGUGAGUAUGUAGGAUAGCAAGAGGGGGGUAUUCUGAUUUUCAAAUUAAUCCUUAAAAUUUUUAUUUAUGGAAAGCCAAUAAUUAUGAGACAUGUGGCUAAAUGACUUGUUUAACCAGUUUUAUCCGGUCAUAGUUCAAUAGAAGAAGAUGUCUUGUAUAGUUUGGAUUAUUAUAGAGUAACCUUGAGUAAGAGCUUAAUAUUGGAAUUUAGAAGAAUGACCAUAAUUUAAAUUAUUCAUGUGAUUUUUUUUGGAAAAAUUCACAUAAAUAAUCCAAACUAUGAGAGGUCUUCUCAUAUUAAUCCAAACUAUGAGUUAUUAUUGUAUAAUCUAAACUUUAAUUUGAGUCUUCUUUUAUUACUCCAUUAAGACUGAUUACCGAUUAUGCAAGUAAAUAGAAGAUGUAGUGCUCAACUCCCUCCAAAAAUGAUUUACUUCUACAUUAAAAAAAAAAAAAAAACAAAAAACAAUAAAAAAAAAAAAAGAAAAGAAAAGUAAAAACAAAAACAAUUAAUAACCUAUACUUGCCCCACUACCCCACCGUACAAUGUAAAAAACCCCCCAAAAAAUCAAGUUCUUCCAUUUCACAAUUUUUUGUUCAUUCUUCACGCACAACGAAGAACAAAUUUUCAAUUUCAUGGUCUACAAUUAUGCUUUUUAAAGGUUAGUUUGCACUUUCAAUUUUUCCUUUUUUUUUUUUUAAGUUAUUUGUUGAAAUUGAGUUGUAAGUUGCUUAAGGUUGAUUUUAUCUUAUUUUUAAUUUGCAGGGGUUUGUAUUGGUUGAUUACGAGUUACUUUGAUUCGUUUAUUACCUAAAUUUCCAUAUAAUUGAGUUUUAUUUUUUGUUUAAUUUGGUUUGACAAUUAUUGAGUAGAACAUGGACAUUGUGGUGACUUUGAAAAUGUGGUGUACUGUGGUGGUUCAUUCAAGAAGGAUAAUGGGGUAUUGCAAUAUUUUAGGGGUGAAUGCAGGACCUUUGAACUUGACUCUUAUCAAUUAUGUUUGGAGUUUGCUAAAAGUUGUGGUGGGGAAUCAAAAAUUUGAGACAAUCUACUACCUAAUUUCCAGGAUUGAUGGCUUAGAAAAAGGAUUAAGGAGGGUUGAUGGCUUAGAAAAAGGAUUAAGGAGGGUUUACAGUGAUGAUGAAGUCAGGGAGAUGAGUAAGAUAGCUGUGAGGGAUAAAUGUGUGGAGUGCUAUGUAGUAUAUGAGAAAGAUGAGCUUGUAGAAUCAUUAUCUCCGAGAAACAGAGUUAGUAAGGGAAAACCAUGCACCCCUAGAAGAAAUAAAAAUGUGAUUGAAACAAUAUGUGAUACUUUGUUCUCAAAAGAUGACAUAGAGUAAACAAGAUACUUGGUACUUUUUUUUUUAUUUUUCCUUAAUCAACUUAAUUUCAUCAUAUGCUACAUAAUACAACCAAUAUGUUUUUUCAUAAACAAAAUUAAGUUGCGUAAAAAAAAAAAAACACAAAUAGUUGUUUAAAAGUAGUACAUCACAACAAAUAGAAAAUGAAAGUAUUAAUAUACAGCAAGAGCAAAAUCAGUAAGAGUAACUAACAAAUUUUUUCAAAAAACAUAAAAAUAAAAAUAAAAUUAACUAGCAAUUAUAUUAAAAAAAAUAUAAAUAACAUGUUAUAAUAGGUUAAACAAGUAAAUGGAGUAAUAAAAGAAGACUCACAUUAAAGUUUAGAUUAUACAAUAAUAACUCAUAGUUGGGAUUAAUACGAGAAUUGAUGGUUUGCUAUUAAAGGGUAGUUGUACAGUACAAAGAUAUUGCACAAUUCCAUUUA
Chenopodium quinoa (quinoa) is the source of this 4037-nucleotide messenger RNA. RefSeq lists its product as uncharacterized. The record is from RefSeq and is a predicted model, not a curated record. Lineage: Eukaryota; Viridiplantae; Streptophyta; Magnoliopsida; Caryophyllales; Amaranthaceae. Gene Ontology annotation, molecular function: protein binding. The coding region runs from base 173 to 739 and encodes 188 amino acids. The transcript is spliced from 2 exons.